This is a messenger RNA of Carassius carassius (crucian carp), 1593 nucleotides long. RefSeq names its product galactose-3-O-sulfotransferase 1b (gene gal3st1b). The transcript is spliced from 3 exons. The record is from RefSeq and is a predicted model, not a curated record. The coding region runs from base 311 to 1585 and encodes 424 amino acids. Lineage: Eukaryota; Metazoa; Chordata; Actinopteri; Cypriniformes; Cyprinidae. Gene Ontology annotation, cellular component: membrane. Gene Ontology annotation, molecular function: galactosylceramide sulfotransferase activity. Gene Ontology annotation, biological process: myelination; galactosylceramide biosynthetic process.
AGGAGCAAGUGUUUUUCUGUCACCACGGCUGGAGUAGAGCUAGAUGCGUCUGCAGAUUCAUCAUAGGAAUACUUUACAGAAUUGAGCUCUGCUAGCUGUCUUUGGUCAAGAUGGGCGAUCCCUGGGUUUAUUUUAGGAAUUAAUGUGAUCAUGCAAUCCUGCUUUAACCAGGACUGAACAGGACAAACUGACUGAUAGCUGAGUGACCCUCUCUUACAAAAUGACUGCUGACUUGUAAGACUAGUCUAAGCAGUUUAUGCAAGUGGCCACAGGUUUAUUGGACUCAUUUGUCUGUGUAUGAUUUGAUUUCAUGGAUCCAGGAGCGUUUGGAAGGGUGAAUCAAAUGGGGAAUCGACUGAUACAAAAGCUGUUUUUGGCGAUGUUUGUGAUUUGCAUGAUGGGUUUCUACUGUUUGAAGACAUCAACUCUCGUCGCUACACACAGUGUUUCUCUGGCCCCUUGUGCAUCAAAAGUGCGUAAAAAUUCUCAGCGAACUCUCAAAGCAGAUGCGACUUGCAGUCCUAAAGUCAACCUGAUGUUCAUGAAGACCCACAAAACGGCGAGCAGCACUUUGAUGAACGUUCUCCUGCGCUUCGGAGAAAAGCACCAGCUGAGGUUCGCUCUCCCCAAUGGCCGAAACGACUUCUUCUACCCGUCGAGCUUCUUCCGAACCCAAGUGAAGAGUUACCAGCCCGGUCUGUGCUAUAACAUCGUGUGCAACCACAUGCGAUUCAAUGCACCCGAAGUGGAGAAGCUGCUCCCGGAGGAUGCCUUCUUCUUCACCAUCCUACGAGAUCCCGCAGAGCUCUUUGAGUCUUCGUUUCACUACUACAAAGCCUACGUGCCUCAAACGUGGAGAAUCCCUGGAGGAAACCAAUUUGAGGAGUUCCUCAGUGAUCCAAACCACUACUACAACCCACAGGGAAUCAACGCUUUCUACCUCAAGAAUCUUCAGUUUUUCGACUUCGGCUUCGAGAAUAACUUGGAAGCUGGUGACGUGAGAGUCCAAGAAAGCAUCGAGUACAUGGAAAAGCGCUUUCAGUUGGUUUUAAUCUCGGACCACUUUGAGGAGUCGCUCAUUCUGCUGAAAGACGCUCUGUGCUGGCAGAUGGACGACUUGCUGUUUUUUAAACUCAAUGUUAGAAAUGCCACUUCUGUGUCUCCCAUGAGCCCUGAACUGAGGACUCGAGCUCGGGAAUGGAAUGGUGCUGACUGGCGACUUUAUCAACAUUUUAACACCACUUUCUGGGCGCUCGUGGAGGCCUACGGCCGGAGCCGAAUGGAGGAGGAAGUUAAGGAGUUGCGUAGGAGAAACGCGGAGAUGGAGGCCAUCUGUAUUGAUGGCGGAGGAGCUGUGGAGGCGGCACACAUCACAGACAGACACAUGAAGCCCUGGCAGCCCAUCGGAAAAGCUUCCAUACUAGGAUACAACCUAAAGAGCGACAUCGAGCGACAGUAUGAGGAACUCUGCAGGAAGAUGCUGACCCCCGAGAUCCAGUAUCUGACUGAUUUAGGAGUCAAUCUGUGGGUCACUAGGUUAUGGGGCUGGUUUAAGGAUAGUGUUGUUCAGUUUGGGUUGAGUUAGUGUAAUUG